Pogona vitticeps (central bearded dragon) is the source of this 1128-nucleotide messenger RNA. It is a transcript of the gene TMEM147, whose product is annotated as transmembrane protein 147. NCBI's taxonomy places the organism in Eukaryota, Metazoa, Chordata, Lepidosauria, Squamata, Agamidae. The record is from RefSeq and is a predicted model, not a curated record.
AUCCGCGCCCACUGGGGAGAAAGAGGGGUUACGGGAAGGACGAUGGGCUAUGUAGUGAGCGGAGAGGGAGGUUCAUCUAGAAGGCGACUGGGUUCUCUUUGUCUUGGUGUUAUUAUUUGACUCCUGUAUGCGGUGUUGCACGUGGUGGUUUCAAAGUGAUGUGAGCGAAGGGUAGGUUUCUGCCCCGAGGUGCUUACCAUUUACUGAACGCCCUAUGGUGGAGAGAAGGCCACCUCCGGGUCCCAGUUCUGAGCCUUCACCCAACUAGCCUGGCACCGAGAUGACCCUCUUCCAUUUUGGGAAUUGCUUCGCCCUGGCCUACUUCCCGUAUUUCAUCACCUACAAAUGCAGUGGCCUGUCAGAAUAUAAUGCCUUCUGGAGAUGUGUCCAGGCUGGAGCCACCUAUCUCUUUGUUCAACUCUGUAAGAUGCUGUUUUUAGCAACAUUCUUUCCCACCUGGGAGGGUGGUGCAGGUGCUUAUGACUUUGUUGGAGAGUUCAUGAAAGCCACCGUGGACUUGGCUGAUCUGGUCGGAUUGCACCUGGUCAUGUCCCGGAACGCAGGGAAAGGGGAGUACAAGAUCAUGGUGGCUGCCAUGGGAUGGGCCACGGCUGAACUCAUCAUGUCCAGGUGUAUCCCCUUGUGGGUGGGAGCUCGAGGCAUUGAGUUUGACUGGAAAUACAUUCAGAUGAGUAUUGACUCCAACAUCAGUCUGGUCCACUAUAUUGCCAUGGCUGCUCUCGUGUGGAUGUUUACACGCUACGACUUACCCAAACACUACCGGCUACCCCUCACUUUCCUCCUGGGAGUCAGUGUCUACAAAGCCUUCUUCAUGGAGUCUUUUGUUCAUAUCUUUUUCCUGGGCAGCUGGACAGCCCUCCUGGUUAAAGCGGUGAUCACCGGCCUCCUUUCCCUCAGCUCCUUGACCCUCUUUGUCAGCUUGGUGCAUAGCAGCUGAGGGCCUCCCUCUUUUCCUGCCAGGGAAAGCUGCAAACUCUGCAUUCCUGGUUCGUUUGUUGCCGUGACACACAACACACGGUUUGGUCUUCGCUGCUGUGAGAUCAGAAGCUGUAUUCUCAAGCGGCAGAGAUAAUAACAACAAUAAAAGUAUUCUUGUGGGUUUUUUUA